Molecule: messenger RNA, 2731 nt
Organism: Danio aesculapii
Lineage: Eukaryota; Metazoa; Chordata; Actinopteri; Cypriniformes; Danionidae
Gene: caprin1a
Product: cell cycle associated protein 1a
Exons: 19
Coding region: 143-2155 (670 amino acids)
Cellular component (GO): cytoplasm
Molecular function (GO): RNA binding
Source: RefSeq, a predicted model, not a curated record
CGCUUCUGCAUUGUUAAGACGAAACUCGCGGAGCUGCUGGAGUUGCCGGGGAGCGUCUGUUGUACUUAAAGGAAAUAACAUCCAAAACACUGAAAUCCAACUGUGUCAUAAAAAUAUAUCUUUCAAAACAUUGAAAGCAAAGAUGCCAUCAGUGACCGCUGGCGACAAUGCUGUUCACUCCUCCAGUCCGGACUUGGGCUCUGCGCCGUCAGAAGCCCUCAAGCAAGUUCUUGUUGUAAUUGACAAGAAAGUUCGCAACAUGGAAAAGAGAAAGAGUAAGCUGGAUGAUUACCAGACCAGGAAGGAUAAAGGAGAACGUCUCAACCAGGAUCAGCUGGAGGCUUUAUCUAAAGCUCCGGAGGUGGCUCACAACUUGGACUUUGCCCGUGAGUUGCAGAAGAGCUUCCUGGCUUUAAAUGUGGAGAUCCAAAAAACAGUGAAAAAGGCGACCCGACGAGAGCAGUUGAAGAGGGAGGAGGCAGAGCGCAAGCGACUGAAGGCCGUGUUGGAGAUGCAGUACCUGCUGGAGCAGCUCGGGGAGGAAAGUGUGAGGCAAGAGCUGACUCUGUCCACCGGAGAAGCCCCUCUGCUCACAGAGGCCGAGCUUAUGGGUCUGGAUGAGUUCUACAAGCUGAUUGGGCCUGAGCGGGACUCUAGCGUAAGGUUGGCUGAGCAGUUUGAUGAAGCAUCCGUGCAUUUGUGGGAGCUUUUAGAGGGAAGGGAUAAAGCUGUGGCUGGAACCACAUACAAAGCCCUUAAGGAAACCUUGGACAAGAUGCUGCUAAGUGGGUACUUUGAUCGUGCUCCAACACAUCAGAAUGGAGUGUGUGAAGAAGAGACGGGAGCCACAGUGGUGGAGUCAUCAGAGAGCGAGGAACAUCCUGCUGAGCCAGAGGGAGCUGCUCAGGAAUACUCAGAGACGGAGGUUGAAGCAACAGAGUUUGUAAACAGACAGUUCAUUCCAGAAGCCGCUUAUAGCAGCAGUGAAAAAGAGCAAGGAGCAGAGUGGAACACAAGUUCUCAGGUGGUUAGUGUCCUCCAGCAGCCACAGCAGCCUCCUGCAGCCAUGAGCCCGACUCUGAUGAGCUCAGAAGCCCAUACGCUGAACGCCGUCCUCCCUCCUCCUCCUGCAACAGAUCCAGUGGUCCGAAAGCAGGCAGUGCAAGAUCUCAUGGCGCAAAUGCAGGGUACCUUUAACUUCAUGCAGGACUCAAUGCUGGAGUUUGAAGGGCCGCCUUUAGAUCCUGCCAUUGUGUCAGCGCAGCCUAUGAAACCCGCACAGAUGGUCUGUCCACCAGAAUCCCGACUCCCCCAACACAACGCUCUUUCUGUUCAGCCUGAACCCACACAAGUCCCAAUGGUCUCUGCCUCCACACCCCCGCUCUAUCAGCCCCCCCAUACCUCAGAGCCACGACCGCAGACGGACACCAUUGACCCCUUACAGGUCUCCAUGCCCCUGCCGUCUGAGCAGCCCCCCACCCCUUCCUCUCAGCCUCAGGUGUUUCAGCCCAAACCCCUUCACAGCGGCAUCAACGUUAACGCAGCUCCAUUCCAGUCCAUGCAAGCGGUGUUUAAUAUGAAUGCUCCAGUUCCCCCAAACAAUGAGAUGGACUCUCCGAAGAUUUCCAGCCAAUAUCAGAGUAGUUACGGUCAAGGCUUCAGCACACAAGCUUCCCUUCCAGCUGAGCAGCAGGAAAUGCCUCAAGAAGUCCUGCAGUCAGUUGGCCCUUUCCAGUCUCAAGACCAAGGUAUUACAUCUGCGGGGGGACACCAGUCUGCGCCACAGCAGCCCUCGGGACAGGGAACAGGAUUUGGGCGGCCUGGCCAGUCUUUUUACAGCAACAGAGCAAUGCCACGAACUGGACCCAGAAAUCCAAGAGGCUCUUUGAAUGGUUACCGUGGACCAUCAAAUGGAUUUAGAGGUGGAUACGAUGGGUAUCGUGCUCCAUUCCCCAACACUCCUAACACCGGAUACGGUCAAACUCAAUUCAGCACUCCAAGAGAUUACUCCAACAACACCUACCAACGGGAAGGAUAUCAGCAAAGCUUCAAGCGAGGAGUCGCCCAGGGACCUCGAGGUUGCUCUCGAGGACGAGGGGGAUCAUAUCGGUCCAGCAGAGGAAUGGGUCCCAUGGCUGCCCAGCAGACCAGCUAAACCCAGUCCAUUUAUCCAUUAUCAGCCCCGUUCCACCCUUUUAUCUCCUCCAUCCGUUUGGACUCUCAAACAUGAGCCGUGCCACUCCAGACCAUGUAGUUAGAUGACUGCAUCUUAGCAAGUAAGGACACAAACAAUGGUUUUGGGAAACCGAUAUCAAAGAGACUAUAGCACUCCCAGCACCGUACUCUCAAAAGCUUUCUCUCAAUCAUAUGCUAUUGCACAGCCUUUACACAUUUGAGACAGAACACGUGCCUUUGAUUAUGGGUGUCUGGAUUUUAGCUGGUGGAAUGACGACUUGCGUAGUAGCUGGAAUGGCCACUAGAUGAUGAAUGUGAAGUACACCAUAUACCAAAGGCACUUCGUUUUUGGCCAAACAAACUGUUAAGUGAAUGUGAAGAAUUGACUUGUACGUACUGUAUUGCAACGUGAUUUCUCUCUUUAUUUUGGCUCUGCCAAAUGGUUUACAGGAAAUGCAUUGUACUGUAUGUGGCUGAUUGACUGCUUCAUUGUAUUUCUUCCAAUUACUGUUGAUUUAGACUCGAUGCUAAUCAAUAAAUGAUUUUUGAAGGAUAA